This is a messenger RNA of Limulus polyphemus (Atlantic horseshoe crab), 1053 nucleotides long. RefSeq lists its product as uncharacterized. The record is from RefSeq and is a predicted model, not a curated record. NCBI's taxonomy places the organism in Eukaryota, Metazoa, Arthropoda, Merostomata, Xiphosura, Limulidae. The coding region runs from base 125 to 988 and encodes 287 amino acids. The transcript has 5 exons.
AACUCCGCAUCAGUAGAUCACCCAAACAAUACCAGCCAUCCGAAAUAUUGUAGCUUAUACUGUAGUAAGCUCAAUAGCUUUUGUCAAAAUAAAAUGUAAAAUUAUAUAGAAGAUAAAAACGAAAAUGAAAUGUAUCUUUCGAUAUCGACCACCGUUUAUUUUCUUGUUGGCGGCACUCUACCUACACAUUGUUAAUGUCGCUGCAGUAAAGAUCAGGAGGCUGUCAGUUCCACGUUGGGUUGAGAAUGGGACAGAAAGACCCAUUACGCUGGACUGCGAGUACUUAUACACCCAUAACGACUUGCACUUGGUGGUCAAAUGGUUUUAUAAUAACGAGGUAAAGCCGGUUUACCAGUGGAUUCCAGCGCUCAGCACCCGUUACGUUUCAGGGUUUCUUCAAGGACGGUUGGAUGACACUUUUGUAGCAGAACCAAUGGACUCGUACUCUCGAUACCGGGCUCUGAGGAUCAUUAAACCUACAAUUGAUAUGACUGGCACCUACACGUGUGUUGUGACUUCCUUAGCCAACCAGGACUCUCGUGAGCAGGGGAUGGUUGUUUAUGCUCCAGCAAAGACAAUAGUAGUUAAUCACAGCUUGACUCCGUCAAAUGAGUUAGAGGUAUCUUGUUCAGCGAAAGGACUCUUUCCCAGACCACAGAUUGAGUUGUUUGUGUCUAAACCUGGUAAAACUGUUCCUCGUUCUAUCAGCGGGGCUUCUGUUACUACUUUUCCACGAGAAGGAGUUUUUGAUAUAGAACUUAAGAAGAUAUUCAGUAUUAGAGAUUUGUCCAGGACUGAAGCCACUAUUUUUGAAUGUUUCAUAGAGAUUCCAGGGACGGAUUAUGUUACAGUCAAGAGGAAGGCUUACUUUCCAGAACCUGUGAAGAUGGAACAAGGUGAUCGGAGUGGGAUUUCACACGGACGAAGAAUCUUACACUUUUCAGAAAAAAUCUUAAUAGUCAUAAUUAUAAUGGUCAUCGGCUUCUAAUGAAAAUUUUGUUUUAAUAUAUUAUGUAAAGGCAAAACAAGUUGAAGCAAAAGCGAAUAAAAAAA